GCUGCAUUUGCUUAGGAAACGAGGGUUGCAGAAUCAAGUCCAUGGACUGGAGAGGCCAGUCGCUCUGGGUGCUACCCCAGAGAAAGGGAGGAACCUUGUUUUGAAGGAUCUAUCCUCAGAUCCACUAGGGUAGCCUUAGAACCUAAAGCUGUCCCAGCAGGCAGCCAUUUCCUGGAGUUCAUAGGUCAUGACAGGUGGUUUUAUGGCAGCUGGAGACCUCCAAGGGCUUCUGUUACCCCUCCUUGCAGUAGUCACCCACCUCGGGGCUGGGGAGAGUGCUACGAAUGACCUUGAGGAGGGCCAGGAACAGUAGAGAGGAAGGAAAGAGAAUAGCCACCUGGGAGUGUUGCCUACAUCCUGGGGUGUGAUGGGUGAAGGCUCUGGGCAAGCAGGGCUUGCCGGCUGCAGCAGCCUGAGGAUACUGUUUCCCUACUUCCCCACCUCCUUCAAGCCCAGGUAGCCCAGGGCCUAGAACCGUCCAACAGGAGCUCAAAGCCAGGCAGGUAAAGCCCUCUUCUGGCAUAACAAUGCUCCAUGCUGGUUCUGGGCCUGAGCCUGGCUUGGGACUUGUCACCUCCCUGUUUUGUAUGAGGAGGUGAGGCUGCAGGGUAUGGGGACAAGCAGGGAAGGGGAAAAGAGAGAAGGGUCUGCUCUCACCUGCCCCAUCCUAUUGAGAGAGACCAAGUCCUCCAAAGCGGGAUUCUCAUGUUUCUGGGAUAGUGGCAUUUUUCUGACUCCCCGGGGGGCCUCAAGCCUCAUCUCGUCCUGUAGGGUUGAAUGGGACAGCGUGCUGGGCGCUAGGGUGCGGGGCCCUGGACUGUGGUACUCCCAGAUUUAGGUCCCCAUCAUGGAAAGGCAUACACCUACCCAGAUUGUAAUCCUGGAGUUAGAGAAUGAUAAAUGUGGAUCCCCCCAGGUUGCGAACAGUCACAGACUGUGACCCAGGCAGGGGCAGUCCCUUCCUCCUCCAGGGUCACACUGGCCAAAUGGGCCUGGAAUCCCUGUACCCAGAUCUCUUGUCAUGGUUCUGCCCUCAAAUCUUCAAAGAAUGACAGAAGUCAUGAUUUGAGCACCUACUAAGUGCAAGACUCUACCGGAUGUUGGAGAUGCGGAGAGGGCUGCCCUCAAGAGCUUCUGGCCAGACGGGUAGAUAUUACCUACUACAGGGGAACUACAGCUGCCGAAAAUGAUGGGUUUGCCUGAGGACUGCAGGACUUUAUGAAGUGCUCCCCUUGAUGGAAGGGGGCCCUGCCUGCAAAGCACAUCGAGGCCCAGCAGUGGAUCUAUGGUGAGGAAAUCAAAGAUGGGAAGUCCGUCAGUGAGAGAAAGGUAUUGCCUAUGGGCAUAUCCCAAAUACCCCUCCCAGAAACUUCCCAAAGAACCAGGCCAGAAAUUGGGCCUCUGCUGCCCUCUAAUGGAGGAAAGCAGCGUCUAGCACUGCCUGCCGGGACCCAACCAACCUGCUUCCCCUAAAGGAAAGGGGAUGUGAAGGACCUUCCUGCUCCCCCCCUCCAGACUUUUUAUUCCCCUAGAGUCUUGAGCUUCAUUUCCAACAGCCUCUGAAGACGAAUCUUUUCCCCUUCCAAGCACUCUUGGUUGCCCCGUUUCCUGAUCACCACCCUCCAUUCCGUUUCCCCAGUUUCCUUUGUUGCCCAGGUUCUGAUUCUGGUAUCCUGGUUCCUGGCCCCGCCAGAGUUCUGGUUCCAGAAGGCCCUUACCAGGUGCCUUGGGCCUCGCUCCCACCCGGGCGCAAGGCCACACUGAAGACAUGGGUAUGAGCAUCCCCCAGUACCUGGGGCAAAUGGACAUCCGCAAAAGUGUAGUGGGCUUGGCCACAGGUGCUGGGUUCAUCUACCUGCUCUACAAGGCCAUCAAGGCUGGUAUCAAAUGCCAGCCGCCCCUCUGCACUGCCUCACCCAUCUGCAUCGCCCGUGAGUGUACGGGCCCUAGGGAGAGGGCUCUGCCCCAGGAGGCACCUGCUCCCGAGGCCUCCAGUGUGGGAGGGCCCAAAGGCCUGGCAGUGGAGCGCGAGCGGCACGGGCGGGACUCAGGUGAGCUCCGGAGGCUGCUCAACUCCUUGGAGUACAAACAGGAUGAGUACGCCAAGAGUAUGAUCCUGCACAGUAUCACGCGCUGUGUGUACUUGCUGGAGGCCGAGGUGAGGGCAAGGAAGCAGGAGGCCCCUCCCAGCCAGCCCAGCCCCUGGGGGCUACGCCCAAUCCCUACCCUCCUGGCUGGCCACACUGUGUCCUGGGACCUGUCUCUCUGGCCGAUGGCGGGAGGGCUUGUGCUGAGGGGUCUUGUUGACGUGGGGGGUGGAUGCAGUGGGCCCAGGACACCCGCUUCUCCUGCCUCUUCUGUCUCUCCUGGCCCACUCCAGGCCUCCUCUUGUACUGCCGAUGACAUCAGCUUGGUGGGCUCCAUGCUAGAUGACAAGGACAACAGUGUCAAAAUCCAAGCUCUGAACACACUUAAAGCUUUCUCUGGCAUCAGAAAAUUCAGGCUCAAAAUCCAGGAACACACCAUCAAGGUGCUGGAACUGAUCUCUACCAUCUGGGAUUCAGAGCUCCAUGUUGCAGGCCUCAGACUCCUCAACAGCCUCCCACUGCCUGACUACGUACAUCCACAGUUGCGACGGGUGAUGCCUGCCUUGAUGGAGAUCCUGCAGUCCAACUAUAUCCUGGCACAGGUGCAAGCCAUACGAUUGCUGAGCUACCUGGCACAGAAGAAUGACCUUCUGUAUGAUAUUCUCAACUGCCAGGUGCACUCCAACUUCCUGAACCUGUUUCAGUCCACACAGCCAGGGAGUCUGCUGUUCGAGGUACUGGUGUUUGCUGAGCGGCUAAGUGAGGGCCGGAAUUCACCCCACUACCGUGCCGUGAAGUGGCAUUACAACGAACAAUCUUUGCAUGAAGCUCUCUUUGGGGAUGAGUCACGACUGGCAGACCGGCUACUCGCCCUGGUCAUCCACCCUGAGGAGGAAGUUCAAAUCCAGGCCUGCAAGGUCAUAGUCAGCCUGCAGUGCUCCCAGGAUGUGGGAGUCCGGCCCUCUUCCUGCAGGCCCAGUCAUUCCUACUUUCAUAGCGGGGAAAAUAAUUAAGGAGAGCCAAUAAAUGACUAUGGGAGAAAA
Messenger RNA from Lontra canadensis (Northern American river otter), 3130 nucleotides. RefSeq names its product armadillo repeat containing 12 (gene ARMC12). Gene Ontology annotation, cellular component: nucleus. NCBI's taxonomy places the organism in Eukaryota, Metazoa, Chordata, Mammalia, Carnivora, Mustelidae. Bases 1769 to 3100 code for a protein of 443 amino acids. The record is from RefSeq and is a predicted model, not a curated record. The transcript is spliced from 5 exons.